Molecule: messenger RNA, 1437 nt
Organism: Lepus europaeus (European hare)
Lineage: Eukaryota; Metazoa; Chordata; Mammalia; Lagomorpha; Leporidae
Gene: EFCAB3
Product: EF-hand calcium binding domain 3
Exons: 11
Coding region: 58-1437 (459 amino acids)
Molecular function (GO): calcium ion binding
Source: RefSeq, a predicted model, not a curated record
GGAAAGGUUACUGUGCAGUCAAUAAAGGAGGGCCUGAAGAAGGUUAAAUCAAAAGGAAUGGCGAGUCUACAUGAGUUGAUGGAAACUGCAAAUGGUAUUAAAGACAGAGUCACUGACCACAUGGAAAUUUCGGAACUUAAAUCAAAAUUCAAGCUGAAUCCUCUAACAAAAGUACCUCUCUCCCCCAGCAAGAGGUAUAAAGAUUUUCCAGAAUCUCUUCAAUGCCAAUCACAACACAAAGAGAAGAAGUUGAGCCCUUCACAAGUGGAAGCCUUCCAACAUGCCUACAACUUCUUCAACAAGGAUAAAACUGGCUGUAUUGAUUUACAUGGAAUGAUGUGUACUUUAGCUAAGUUGGGAAUGAAUCUAACCAAGCAUGAAGUCUACAAUGAAUUAAAAUGUGCUGAUAUUGAUGGAGAUGGGAAGGUGAACUUCUCAGACUUCAUAAAGGUGCUAACAGAUAAGAACCGCUUCCUCAAAGCUGUAGUUCCAGAAAAGGGAAUCUGCUCAGAUUUUGCUGGCAACCCAGGGAUCCUAUUGUUUGAAAUCCUAUCAAAGCUUGUAGAGACUUCAGCCCUACCGCGAAAGGCUAUAAUGGAAAUAGUAAGCUAUUUUCGAAGAAAAUUCCAGGACACUGGCACAGGAAUAUAUUGGAAUCCCUAUAGUAUGGGUUAUGGAAAAAGGAGACUCAGGCCAGAUAUAUGCACACCUCCAAGCUCAAGCACAGCUGCCUUUGCUAAUGCUGCCCGCAUGACAAUAAUGAAAGAGAAGGAUUUGUUUAAAUUUCUUGAAGAGCUCAAGAGAUGCAACUCCCCUUCAGAUAGCCCAUAUUCAAAAAUACCCAUCUUUCCCUUGUUUCCUAACGUGGACGGGGUGGUGAUGGGAAAGCCAUUCAAAGACAUGCAGAAAUUAGAAAUGCUAAGGAGAAAGGAGCCUCUGAAUUUCUUUGAGGACUAUUUUUUUCAUAAAAGAGACUGGAAAGCACAGGCAGCAAACAUAAAGCCCAUCGACCCUGCCUCCGGCUAUGCGAGUGACAUGCUCGCCAUUGAUCAGAUGUUCAAGAGAAAGCAGACAUGGACGGUGGCUGACGCAGCUGCCAUUAAGCAGCACGUGAAGAGAGCUACUGAUAACUAUAAUUUAGGAAUUGCCCUUGAGCAUCGAAAAGAAAUGCUAAACCUCUGGCGGAAGAUCCGAGGGGAUUUGAUUGGGAUAGAGACUAAUAACGAGUCCUUUUAUGACACCUUCUCUACUUACACAUGGUCCUGGAAUGUCUGCCAAGAAUUGCUUUCUCCUAAGGACUUACGGUUACAUGAUGCCUACAUGAACAGAAGCUCCUUCCACCACUCCGGCUUCUCUUCCUCACCGGAUAUCAGUGAGCGCGACACAGAGACAGGAAGAAAAAGGAAAAGGAAAAGUUUCAAAGGAUUUCGACAAUGA